Messenger RNA from Coregonus clupeaformis (lake whitefish), 1473 nucleotides. Its product is annotated as NF-kappa-B-activating protein. The coding region runs from base 154 to 1293 and encodes 379 amino acids. Gene Ontology annotation, biological process: regulation of gene expression. NCBI's taxonomy places the organism in Eukaryota, Metazoa, Chordata, Actinopteri, Salmoniformes, Salmonidae. The transcript is spliced from 8 exons. Gene Ontology annotation, cellular component: nucleus. The record is from RefSeq and is a predicted model, not a curated record. Gene Ontology annotation, molecular function: chromatin binding.
UACACUCGCACCCCAUCAUUUCCUGUUUCUGAAGCUCGCGUAUGAACAACGCAGUAUGACCGAAACAGCAGGUUAUGUAGUCAGUUCUGUUUAUUCUUUACCUAGCUGUCGAAUUUAGGCUGUUCGCAUUUGAGGGCAUAAAAAACGGUAACUAUGCCUCUGUCCGAUCAAGAACAGAGAAGCCCCAGAAGAAAACGACGGAGCCGAUCUGGCAGCGGCAGUCGAUCUCGCGACUCCAGUCCAGUCUUUGGUCCCAUGCCCAAGGCCCCCAAAUAUGAAGAAGACCAUAAACCUCCUCGAAUGUCCGACAGGGAGAGAGAAAUGAGAGCGAGAAAUGCCAAAAGGUUUCGUACGGAAAACCCCCGCGAGAGGUACAAUAACCACGGCUGGUCCGAUCAGCGCGGCGAUGGCAGAUAUGGAGGUGGCGGCAGGAAUGAUUACUACGAACGGGAUGAUGCUCAAUGCCAGAGACAAGACGCCUUCAUCUCGAGGCGGCUACAAGAGAGGGAGAGAAUUGGUGAACUUGGAUCACCUGAGGUCUGGGGCUAUUCACCAAGAGUAAUGGCGCCAGACUCUGAUGAACAUACACCAGUUGAAGAGGAUGUGAAAAACAGCAGCUCAGAUUCAAGCUCAUCGGACGAUAAGAAGAAGAAAAAGAAGAAGAAGAAGAAGAAGAAAUCCAAAAAGAAGAAGAACAAGAAACACUCCGAUGAUAGCGAGUCAGAGUCGGACUCCGGUGAUGAAGAAGUGAAAAAGAAGAAGAAGAAGAAGAGCAAAAAGUCAAAGAAGUCCAAGAAGAAGAAGACUAAGAAGAACCGCAAGCAGUCCGUGAGUGACUCCAGCAGCGACGGGUCGGAGGAGGAGGACGCCAACGGGGAUCUGUGGGUGGAGAGGACCUGCAUUGACGAACACAUGGUGGGCCCUGAGGCCCCACUCACCCACCUGUCCCAGGACGACAAGCCUCUCGAUUUUGGUCAUGCACUGCUGCCAGGUGAGGGUGCUGCUAUGGCAGAGUACGUCAAAGCAGGCAAGCGUAUCCCAAGAAGAGGUGAAAUCGGGUUGACCAGUGACGAAAUCGCAACCUUUGAGAUGUCUGGCUUCGUGAUGAGCGGUAGCAGACAUCGUCGUAUGGAGGCUGUGCGUCUGAGAAAGGAAAACCAGAUCUACAGUGCGGAUGAAAAGAGAGCCUUGGCAUCCUUCAACCAGGAGGAAAGGAGAAAGAGGGAGAGCAAAAUCCUCUCCAGCUUCAGAGAAAUGGUGUACAGGAAAACUAAAGGCAAAGAGGACAAAUGAGGCUUUUUGUUCUUCCCCUUUCGGAACUUUCUGCUUCUGAGAACUUUUUCUCCCAACAUUAUCUUUUGUUGUGUUUAUUUUCUCAUCGUUUCAUGAUUUGAGAAUGUUAUUUUUUUUCCUCUUUGUAUUGGGAAUUAGACUAAUAUAUUACUUAUAUUUUAAAGCAUCUCUGACACAGUG